AUGAAAUUUCUCAAUAUCUUCUCUGCCUCUUUCGCUCUGUCUAGCGCUCUCUUGACACAAGCGGCCCGGCCCUUGGAGAACCUCGGCCGAGGCGUUGUAGCUGUCCGCGCAAACGACGAAGAAACCUUGGUCACCUGGCGUCUCCUUGGACUCGACCCAUCGGGAAUUGGCUUUAACGUCUAUCGCGACACGGGAAGCUCUCCGACAAAGCUUAAUGAGCAAGUUCUUACGGGCGGCACCAAUUUUCUUGACUCUACUGCUGACCCGGAUGAAGUCAACACCUACUUCGUGCGGCCUGUCAUUGGCGGCAAGGAACAAGCAGCGAGCGGAUCUUUCAGUCUACCUGCCAAGAACGCGGUCGAACCGGUUGUCCGAGUCCCUAUCCGCAGCGGUGGCGCUGUUAAAUUUGUCUGGGUAGGCGAUCUUGACGGAGAUGGCGAGUGGAACUACAUUCUCGACCGACAGACUUCACCUCAGACCAUCGAGGCUUACACCAACAACGGCACUUUUCUCUGGGAAAUUGACCUGGGCCCGAACAGCGAAAAUCAGAACAAUAUUGAGCCAGGAUCUUCGACCAUUGACGUCGGCCACUGGGAUGGUGUCACUGUUUUUGAUUUCGACAGUGACGGACGUGCGGAAGUUGCUAUUCGUAUCGCCAAUGGAGUUGUGUUUGGAGAUGGGAAGACGUUCGACGAUGGAGACACAGAUAAUCAUCAGUACAUGGCCAUUAUGGACGGGCUUACAGGAGCCCUUCGCGCCUCCGCCCCGGUUCCUACGGAUUACAUCGACGACGGACCGCUCGCCGCCCGUCUUGGUGCCGGAUUUCUCGACGGAGAGACACCUCAUCUCGUUGCGUACAUGAAGAACCGUAUCGGUUCUGGCGAAUUCAACUUGAUGUAUGUGACCUGGACCUUCGACGGCACAUUUAUGCAGCAGAAGUGGAAAUGGAAUCGUGGUGACAAGAACUUCCCCGACGGGCAUAACACGCGCAUCAUUGACCUCGACGGAAACGGCAAGGAUGAGGUCCUCGAGAUUGGCUUUGCUCUCAAUGGAGAUGGCACGGAGAGGUAUACUCUCGGAGACCAAGGCGUUAUCCACGGCGAUCGGUUCCACCUCGCCAAGAUUGACCCCGAUCGCGCCGGCCUUCAGGGGUACGGUGUGCAGCAACGAAACCCUUAUCUCAUAUACGAGUACUACUACGAUGGCUCAUCUGGUGAGAUUAUCUGGAAGCAUGUCGGCGACAACGUGACCGACGUUGCCCGUGGCAUGGUCGGUGAUAUUGACCCAACCCACCCUGGUAUGGAAGUUUGGUCGUUUUCGGGAGUCUACAACGCCAAAGAGAAUGAACUCACAGAGUCGAAUACUGAGCUCGCGCCUUGGCCUCAUCUGGGCCUCUGGUGGGAUGGAGACGAGCUACUCGAACUUUUCAACGAUGGCAAGUUCGAGAAGUGGGAUUGGGAGAACCCUAGCACCUCCAAUAGUCUCCCUCGCAUCUUGAGAGUCAGCGAUUUUGGUGGGGUGACUGCCGGAAGAUACCCUAACUUCAUUGGUGACAUCCUCGGUGACUGGCGAGAGGAGGUCAUCGUUACGAAUGAAGCUGCCGAUGAGUUGUUAAUUUUCACGACGGACAAGCCGAGUGAUAUCCGCUUAUAUACUCUGGCUCAUAACCCUGCAUAUCGCAACGCAAUGACUCUGAAGGGGUACAUGCAAUCUCACCAUGUCGACUACUUUUUGGGAAAAGAUAUGAAGACGCCACCCCGGCCAAAUAUUCGAUACACGGUCGCUAAGUAG
Messenger RNA from Colletotrichum godetiae, 1791 nucleotides. RefSeq lists its product as uncharacterized. The coding region runs from base 1 to 1791 and encodes 596 amino acids. Lineage: Eukaryota; Fungi; Ascomycota; Sordariomycetes; Glomerellales; Glomerellaceae. The transcript has a single exon. The record is from RefSeq and is a predicted model, not a curated record.